This is a messenger RNA of Dermatophagoides farinae (American house dust mite), 1922 nucleotides long. RefSeq names its product sulfite oxidase (gene shop). Gene Ontology annotation, cellular component: mitochondrion. The record is from RefSeq and is a predicted model, not a curated record. NCBI's taxonomy places the organism in Eukaryota, Metazoa, Arthropoda, Arachnida, Sarcoptiformes, Pyroglyphidae. Gene Ontology annotation, molecular function: heme binding; molybdenum ion binding; sulfite oxidase activity. Gene Ontology annotation, biological process: sulfur compound metabolic process.
UAUAAUCGAUAAUAAUAAAAAUAAUAAUCAAUCGAUGAUGAUGAGUAGAAUUUUGUCUAGAAUAUUUCCAUCAACAUCAUCAUUGUUAUGUAUACGAAUGCAACCAAAACAAUUCAGGUAUACGAAUAAUUAUCAAAGAUUUUUAUUUUCAUCAUCAUCAUCAUCAACAACAACAACAACAAAAUCGACAAAACAAACGAAAGAUAAUCAAUAUCGUUUUCGGGAUCGUAAAUGGACAGAUUAUCAUUCAAUAUAUGGCGGUGUUUUGUUGGCAACUUUGUCAAUUUAUUCAUUAUAUAAAUUAUAUUUCAAACAAAAAUGGAUACUAUUUGCCAAAGAAAACAACCAAAACGAUUCAAAAAUUAUUCCAGGUGUACCAAUCGAUGGAUUACCUGUUUAUUCGUUAGCUGAAGUGGCCAAACACAAUGAUCCAAAAACCGAUUCAGGCGUAUGGAUCGUAUAUAAAGCUGGUGUUUAUGAUGUUACCCCAUUCAUAAAUGAACAUCCUGGUGGUGAUAAUAUUUUACUUGGUGCCGGUAAUUCCGUUGAACCAUUCUGGAAGGUUUAUAGUCAACAUCAUACACAACAAGUGUACGAUAUUCUUGAAUCAUAUCGAAUCGGCAAUCUUCGAGUGGAAGAUCGUCUAAAACCUGAUAAAAAUGAUGGUGAUUCCGAUUCAUUUGAAUUCAUUCCUGUACGUGAUCCAUCAUUGUUGUUACAUCAUGAUAAACCUUUCAAUGCUGAAACACCCGGUGAAAUUUUAGUGCAAAAUUUCCACACUCCAAAUGAAAAAUUUUUCAUCCGUAAUCAUCUUUCAGUUCCACGUGUUGAUGUUGAUGAUUAUGUUCUCGAAGUUGAAGGUUUUGGAUUGAAUGAUACAUUUGAAUUUAGUUUGGAACAAUUGAAAACAUUGUUUCCAAAACAUACUGUAACUAGUGUAAUACAAUGUGGUGGUAAUCGACGUGAUGAUCUCAAUAAAGUUAAACAAGUGAAAGGAAUUGGAUGGAAAUUGGGUGCAAUUGGUAAUACUCGAUGGAGUGGUGCCAAACUAAUGGAUGUGUUAAAUUAUUGCCAAGCACAACUUGAUCAUCCAUCGAUUAAACAUGUGCAAUUUGAAGGAUUAGAUCUGGAUGCUACUGCUGCACCGUAUGGUGCAAGUGUUCCAGCUGAUAAAGCUUUAGAUCCGAAUGCUGAAUUUAUAUUGGCUUAUGAAAUGAAUGGUGAACCAUUGCCUGCUGAUCAUGGUUUUCCUAUCCGUUUAAUAGCACCUGGUAUUGUUGGUGCCCGAAAUGUUAAAUGGCUUGCUAGAAUUAUUUUGAAUGAUCAUGAAUCAACAUCACAUUGGCAACGGAAUGAUUAUAAAAGUUUUCCGCCAAACAAAAAUCAUGCUACACCGGAAGAAUUUGCUCGUGCACAUGCUAUCCAAGAGAUGCCCAUUCAAUCAGCUAUUUGCAAACCAAAACCAGAGGAACAUGUUAAAAUUGUAUGGAAAGAAUUCGAUGGCCAAAUGCAACCGGUAAUUGAAGCAGCCGGUUAUGCAUGGAGCGGUGGUGGACGUUCGGUUAUUCGUGUUGAUUUAUCAAUAGAUGAUGGCCAUACAUGGUAUGAAGCUAAACUUGAACAGGAAACACCAACCAAAGGAUCUACACACACAUAUUCAUGGACAUUGUGGCAAUUGGAUUUACCAUUGAAAACGGAACAAUUAUAUCAAGGAAAUCAAAUACAAAUCAUAUGUCGUGCAUUCGAUUCCAGUCAUAAUACUCAACCAGCUACUAGUGCUGAAAUUUGGAAUUUUCGUGGCCUUUUAAAUAAUUCCUGGCAUCGUGUCAACAUACGUAUUGAUUAAUACUCGAAAAAAUUUUAUAUUCUGAAAACCAAACUGAAUUUUUUUUUACCUUUACGUUUUUAAUUUUCAAAAACAA